Rotaria sp. Silwood2 is the source of this 591-nucleotide messenger RNA. Lineage: Eukaryota; Metazoa; Rotifera; Eurotatoria; Philodinida; Philodinidae. The record is from the annotation of a GenBank genome assembly.
AUGGUGAAAAAUAGAAGCGAAACGACACAAACAAGUAGAAAAUUACUUAUUGUGGGUGAUUCCAUGUCUGGAAAAAGAACAUUAUUACUUUCAUUUACAACAAACCAAUUUAUUACCGAUGAUACUCGACAUAUUAUCGACACACCUGUUGUUCCGAUACACAUUUAUAUGGCUCUUUUUGACAUAAUUGCUGCAGAAGAACAUGAUCAUCUUCGUUCAUUAUAUUAUAAUGGAACAAAUAUUGUUCUUAUAUGUUUUAGUGUUGAUAAUCCAGCCUCACUUACGAAUGUUAUAAAAAAAUGGACACCAGAAAUUCGAGUUCAUUGUAAUCAAUGUCCUGUGAUAUUAGUUGCAUGUAAAAUAGAUCUGAGAAAUGAUCCACAAAGAAUUGCUGAACUUGAAACACAAGGUGAAACAUUGAUAACAAGUGAAAUGGGGAGACGAACAGCAGCAAAAAUUAGAGCUGAUGCUUAUAUGGAAUGUUCAGCUAAAACUAAUGAUGGUGUACAAGAUUUAUUUAAUCGAGCUGCUCAUUUAUCAGUUAAAGAUCGUUCUCAUCGUACUGUAAAAUGUCAAUGUGUUUUACAAUGA